UAACACUUAUGCAAUUCCAGAGAUGUCACUACCAAAUUAACAAAAAAGGGAGAAAUAGAUGCACAGCUAUCGUCCCUCAAUUUUUUCAACGACUGCCAACGACCUUGACAAAAACCUUAGAAAACUGAUGGUUGUGCUUCAGUCAGACAGUCGAAUCUGUCACUGUUAAUUUGUGUAUAAAUUUGUCGAUUUUCCCAUAGAAAAUAAUAAAAAUUCAUUGAUGAAAUAGAUGAUUCGAUUGUUAUACCGAAAACAAAAACGUCAAACUGCAUUAUUGGCAGUACUGUAAUAAGAUGUUUGGAACGUAUGGAAUUUGAAACUUCGAGAAUGUGUGUGUGUGAGAGAGAAAGAAAAACAAAAUAGACUAUUCGUAAAAAAAUGAUAACCGACAACUUGUGACAAAAACUUCUGACAAGUGAAGGUUACCAAAGUUUUACUCGUAUAAUUAUUUAAAAAAUCUACAAUUGGAAACAAGCGAACACUGGAGAGCACUACAGAGACGACACACAUGACAUAUCGAAUAUCGCGUGCAACAAGCUGCAGUGACGUUGUUUUCAAUAAUUCUGACGUUUCGUUCGUCUCUAUAAUUGGCGGAACAUCACAAACGGUUCAUUCCACUUCCGGUUGCGAUUAAAAGAGUUCGUAUAAAAACCAGGGAAUAUAGAAUAUAGAUCGGAAAAGGAACAAUAAUUUCUUCAUACGAGAGUGAGAAAGAGGAAAAGGAGAGUGAGAGCGAUCGACCGAGAAAGAAAAAUUAAUCUUUUGACUUGGAGUCACGAACAACAUCUGUUGGUAUUCUGUCUUUCAUCACGUCGCGAAGUUUUCCGGAAAAGUAUCUCGUUUCGUCAAAUCAUUACGAGUGAACCAUCGUCAAUCUUGAGAAAUUUCGUGAGAGUGUCAUUCACGAAAUAAUAGACAAGAACGCAAAAGUCACAUCAACGAAAUAAAAAAAAAAGAAUCGAGAAAUCGCGACUGAGUCACGAGCAAGUGUUUUAUCUUUUAUUAUGCGUCGCCUCAAGUGAAUAUUGUGAAGUAAAAUCCAAAAAUGGCUGCCAACGAUCAACAGCACAAGAACAUUCAGGAUUUGAGAGAACCAGCUCAUCAUGCCAGAAGGCCAAUGAAUGCAUUUUUGAUAUUUUGUAAAAAGCAUCGAAGUUCAGUGAGAAAAUCUUUCCCAAAUUUGGAGAAUAGAGCUGUUACCAGGGUUCUUGGUGAGUGGUGGGCCACUCUAGGCCCGGAACAGAAAUGUGAUUACACCAACUUGGCGCAAGAUUAUAAAGAUGCGUUUCUCAAUGCAAAUCCAGAUUUCAAAUGGUACAAAUUACCAGCCCCACCUUUACGAACAUUAACAACAAGACCACGAAAUAAAAAAUCAGAAAUCGAUGUCAGCGAAGAAAAUUUAGAGGACGAAUCCAAUUACGACAGCAUCAACAAUGAAAAAACUACUACGUCCGAAGAAGAUGCUUCCAUACAGCCAGGAAAAUUGGCUGAUGAAACUCAAAUUGGGGGUCUGAGUUCUCUUUUCACUCCUCAAAAAAAUUCCACAGAGGUUGAGGCUAACAAAGAAUCAAAGUCCCAAAAUUUGGCAGACAAUGCUCCAGAAAGUCCCAAAAAACUGUACACGGAUGUUCCAAUUGACAACGAACAGAGAAGGAAAUGCACUGUCGAUCUCUUUUGCAAUGAGAAAUUAAACAACACAGAAUCCAACAACAAUGAACAUCAUCAAUUGAACGAGGAGGAGAAAAAUGAAACGGGAGAAGAAAAUAAUUUUCGAACCGAAAGAAGCUGCAAAGGCUUACGAUAUCAGCAAUUAAUGGCUGAACAGCAAAGGAAUGUGGGUGCAAUAGGUCAUCAACCAAAACGACGACGUCCAGGAACUUUGAAUACUCACGAAGAACGACCAAAGGAAAGAAGGAACUCAAUUUCUUCGAACGUGAGUGAAAAAACAGAUUCUCUAAGCAGCGAAGGUGCAAAUAGUACACGCAGUGAUUUGGAACAUCUUGUUGAGAGUGCCGAAGGUAAAUUAGAAGCAUCAAAACCUGAGGAAACCGAAACCGAAGGUGCCGAGUCACACCACAAUUAUAGCGAGUGGCCAUCAUAUAAAAGGUUCAAGGCUGAGGAUUUUAACUUGGAGAAAAAGAUAGAGGCUUUACCGGAGCUGAGCCUCGAAGAAUUUCAGGGCAAGAAGAAGCAGCAACGAACGAAAAAGAAAAAAAUCACGCAAAAGAUAAGUUCUUCUGUGGGAAAACAUAAUUCGUUGCUUCAGGGUCACGUCAGCGGAGAUUUACCUGGAACGAUCAAUGAAUUCAUCGAUUCCCAUGAAGAUUCCGACAAAUCUCUCCUCGUUGGAAGCCAAAAACGAAAAGCCAGGAAACAAAGUAUAACACGAAAUACUGCAGCAACGAGUGUCUCAAAAAAUGAUAAAAACCAGACCGAUAACAAACCAUGGUGCGCUUCACCAGAUCUUGAUGCACUCGCGUGCCUUGCUGAAAUUGCGGCAAAUCGCACGAAAUUGACCAAAUGAAUGAGGAUUUAAGAUGGAAAAAAACCAAGAGAAAGCAGCGCUAAUUAAAAACCAAUUCCAUCAAACCAAAACAAUACAUUGGCUUCGUUAAGUCUUGCAGUCUUCGUGAAAUGGAUAUUUUAAAAGAAAAAUCACACUUCUUGUGACAACAGAAGAAGAAAAUUCAUUAUCACAUGUUUCCACUUUAAAUAAUUUUAGGAAUAACAUGAUAGUGGUUAUGGCGAGAAGAAUAUUGAUUUUUUGAUUCCAAAAUUUGAAUUUUGCAGUUACAAAAGUUUCUGGGUUUCUGUAAUGGAAAAUAAUUUUACUUUCAACGUGUAAUAACGAUUUACGAAGCAGAAGCUAAAUUUUCUAAACAUAAUUGAAAACAAUGAAGAAACAGGAUAUAACUUGAAUUUUUUACUUCAGGGAUAGAAAAAUCGAUAAAUGAGUAAACGCCCGUGGAACGGACCACGUGUCAUAGUUUUUUACGUUCAUAUACAGACAUGGAUAUAUUUAUAAAAAAAAAUGCCUAUUAAUAUUUAUAAACAAAAGUAGAAGUAAAUAAUUUUUAAGCGCUCGCCAAAACGAGCAAUCUGGUGCUUCGGGAUUGUUUCCUCCAAUUGUUUGAUCGGUUAUGAAGUUUUCUUUUCCCAUUUUUCUAACAUCGAGAACGCAAUAUUUACACAGAUGAAUUUACUCGGGAAUUGACAAUCGUUUGGUCGAUCGGGCAUUUUUGAAGAUUCGCCGAUUUUCAUCAAAAUUGCACGACGUCAAUAAAAUUGACAUUUUUAUCAAAUGUUAGACAAUUCUCGUUGAUAACUAUAAUAUACUAAUAACUAUGAUUCGUCGUUGUGCUAUUUUGCAAUGGAAAGGCGCUUCAUCCAGAUUUUUAUUAAACAGACGUACAUACAUAUUAUUAUAUAGUCUCCAAGAAAGUGUACGCAGGGUUAAAAAAAAAUCUCAGUUAUCUACGGGACAAAUCUCUUAAUUCUGAAAAUAGUUCUUAUGGAUUCUCCGAUGCACCGUUGCAAAGAAACAGAGGGAACUCAUGAUAGGUCCUCUGCUAAGCGUCGUCUUAACCGAUCGGUGAUCGUUGGGGCAUUAAUUUAAUACGCAUUUGCAACGGUGAAUCGGAGAUAAAAAUCUCCAAAGAUUUUACAUUGGGAAUUUUACAAUCCAUCGACUCUAUCAAUAGAUCGGUUUUUCGAACACUCUUUCUGUACGAAUAUUCUAUUAACGCGUGUUUGGUGUACAUUGUACAUUGAAGUAGGGACAGUAUUAGCCCACACAUUGGGAGGUCAUGGUCGAAAUAAGAAAACAAAAAAAUUCAGUGUUACGUUACGCGAAAACGCGAGAAAAAGUUGUAUAAUCAAAAUAUAUAAACGCGCAGUUUAUAUUCAACCAUAUAUGUGAAUGCGUACUUACAUAUAUCAAAUAACUGGCGAUUGGAUGAGCGGACCAAAUAAAAAUGUUUAUUCUUUGAAUUAGGCACCAAAGGAAAAAAAAACUGGUCACUUUGUUCAUUGAAUGCGUAUUAGAAAAAAAAACAUCAAGGUUUCAUUCGAAUGAGGUAUUUCGUUAAUCAUCAUUGGCAGUAUCGAUUCCCAGAAAUGAUAUUGCCAAAAAAUGAUCACUCAAGCCGCUUUGCAAGGAAAAAACUUUGGUGUUCAGAAUGUGAAUAAAUUUUGAAAAAAAAUAUUAGUAUUGUUAGGGACGUUGGAAAAAAAAACAAUGAUUCGUGCACGAACACUGUUGAAUGGUAAAAAAUGCCUAACGUCCGCUACUUUAUGGAGUUUAAUCGGUAACACGAAAUUCACGUUGCCAAUAUAUAUAUAUAUAUAUAUAGAUUAGGGUGAUGCAAAAAAAAUUGAUAUUUUUUUUCUCGGAGCUCCAACGGACAUCGUUAGUGCAUCAAAAAAAGUAAUUUUCCCAAAAUUUCAGAUUUUUAAAAAAAAUUUUAGAUAGUGCUCAAACCACUUUUCGAUAUUUUCCUGUUUUCUCUCAAAAAUCACGGAGCAAAAAUUUUUUUUUUUUGCUCUCAUAGUAGAAAGUGUUAGUGCUCCAUGAAAUUAUAAAUCUAAUAAAAUUAUGUCACCCUCAAAAAAAUUUUACGGCUACCUUGCAUAAUUUGUUUCUUUUUUUUCUAUAUAUUAUUUAGAUACAAAUUAUGAGACAAAUAAUUAUUCUUGUCCUCCUUCCAAUAGAAAAGGUGAAUGUACUUUGCAAAAUCAUAGUUUUUCAAUAUUACAUGUUAUAACAAUGAUUUUUGUAUUUUCUCAAGCGAUUGAUUUCAAUUUUCCUGUAUUUUUCAUAGAUGUAAAUAUUUUUAUGCACGAAAACUUGCUAGGGCAUCGUACAAACAUGACAACGUACCAAAUAAAGCUGUGUUUUGCCGAAUUCAAAUUCUUUAUUUCGAAGUCUGAUAUUUCAAUGCAGAAAACGUUAAAAUUUGGGAAUUUUAUAGUUUUCUUGUGCGUUAUAAAAAUUAGUAAAAUAUUUUGACCGAAUUCUGUUAGAAAAAAAUGAAGACUAAUGGAUUCAAAAUCGCAAAUAUUUUUCAUCAAACUUCCAAAAUCGGUCUGGUAAUUUUCGCGAAUUAAAAAAAAAUUAAAUUGACAAGAUCUAAAUAGGUCUAUUGUACAAAGUUGCCUUCCUGUACAAAUUCAAAUAGUUUUUGAUUGUAAAAAAACAGUUCGGAAUUAAAAAUUCUUGCGAUUUUGUAUUCAUAAGCUUACAUCUAUUUUUCAUUAAAUUUUAGUCAAAAUAUUUUACUAAUUUUUAAAACAAAUGGGAAAACUGGAAAAUUCCCAAAUUAUAACGUCUUCUGUGAUAAAAUAUCAGACUUUGAUAUUGGUAUAAAAAUGUUAUUUUGUAAUAAAAAUGGAAAUAGAAAUAGAAAUGAAACCGAGAAUUUCAAUUCGACAAAAUUUUGAAAAAUUGUUUUUGCAAAAUACUUUCGCCCUUUCUUUUGGAAGGACAACAAGAAUAACUAUUUCCACACGUCUUUUAAUCUCAUGAUUUAUAGCUAAAUAUACAGAAAAGGAGAAAUAAAUUAUGCGAGGUAGUCUUGACAUUUUUUUUGAGAGUGAAAAAAUUGUAUUAGAUUUAUAAUUUCAUGGAGCACUAACACUUUAUGCUAUGAGAGCAAAACGAAAAUUUUUGCUCCGCGAUUUUUGAGGGAAAACAGGAAAAUAUCAAAAAGUGGCUUGAGCAUUAUCUAAAAUUUUUUUUUUAAUCUGAAAGUUUGGGAAAAUUACUUUUUUUUAAUGUAUUAACUAUUUCCGCUGGAGCUCCAAAAAAAAAAAGAAAAAACCGAUUUUUUUUUGCAUCACCCUAAUAUAGAUAUAUGGGAACAUAUGAAUAUGUAAGUACGUAAAUAAUAUUAUAUAUACAUGUAUAUCGAAAAAAAGUCCACUGACAUACAUAAAACUGAGUGUAUAUUUAUAUAGUAUUUAUAUGGCAAAUAUCUAAAAAAAAAAAGCAAACAGCAAUUUUUAAGUUACGCAACUAAAUGAGAAAGGUAACUUUUACAAAUUCGUAAUACGAAGGAAAGUGAGAGACUGUGAUUUUGGCUAAAGGAAUUUUUCAUAUUUUUCUAUCGACUCCACGUUUCUUUUCAUUUUUAAUUAUUUUUCUUUUUCGAAAGUUAGAAAAUUCGAUUUUUUUUUCGACGCAAGUACAAGAAUAUAAUUAUUUGUAUUUCAAAUGUGCCUUAAAGAUGUUAACAUAAAAUAUAAUGACGAAUUGACGACCAAAAUUUCAAAAAAAAAGUUAUUCAAUUUUUUGUUUGUUUUAUUUUCAUGUGCCAAGUACUUUUUUUUUUAAAUUAACAAGGUUCCCUUUUAGUUGGGGAUUCUUACGAGUACGGGACCCCCAGUUCUUGCUACGCAAUUCGUGAACGCUGUUCACCUAUUUCAACACUUUCGUGUACCAAUAUAACUGUCCGUGAUCAAUAUUACGCGACUAAGAACAUGCCAAAUACACAUACAAUACACCAUCAA
Messenger RNA from Venturia canescens, 6507 nucleotides. RefSeq names its product HMG box transcription factor BBX (gene bbx). Gene Ontology annotation, molecular function: RNA polymerase II transcription regulatory region sequence-specific DNA binding; DNA-binding transcription factor activity, RNA polymerase II-specific. Gene Ontology annotation, biological process: regulation of transcription by RNA polymerase II. The record is from RefSeq and is a predicted model, not a curated record. Bases 1046 to 2524 code for a protein of 492 amino acids. The transcript is spliced from 8 exons. Lineage: Eukaryota; Metazoa; Arthropoda; Insecta; Hymenoptera; Ichneumonidae. Gene Ontology annotation, cellular component: nucleus.